This is a messenger RNA of Porites lobata, 5866 nucleotides long. The record is from the annotation of a GenBank genome assembly. Lineage: Eukaryota; Metazoa; Cnidaria; Anthozoa; Scleractinia; Poritidae.
CUGCGAAAGUGAUGAUAUCAUCCAUCAAACUGAAGCUAAUACUAACCUUGAUAGGUAUUGUAUCUAAUUUCUCUAAAAUACGAGGUUUGCUUGAAAACCCAAGCCUUGCCCAAGCGAGUGCAUUAUCGCCUAGCUGUUCAGGAAGGAACAUUAUUGCAUGCCGGUGAGCAUUUUCUUAUUUUUUAAUUUAAAAAAGAUGGAUUUUAUUUAGUAUCGAUGUAAUUUUUAAUAUUUUGGAGCAUUUUAUUCAUCUUUGCUUUUGCUCGUCAUCUGAUCUCUUUUUUACCCCUAUUUUAUAUCAGCAAAUACUACUGGAACUCUGUGAUAUGGUUUAUAGAAAUUUUACCAGCUCGCCGGUAGCCUGUUUCUCUAUUGAUCUGCAAUUUGAUCACGAUAAGCUAGUGUGCUUUUGAGCGCCUCGAUUAAAUAAUUAUUAACCUCAGGUUCAGCGCGAUACUGAGGGUAGUGCAAAAAAAGUAUUUUUGACUGAAUCUCUACAUUUUUUUACAUUAAAAGACUUUUAAGUGAAAGGAUAUUUCGAGAUAUUAAAUGCCCGAUUGCAUUCCAGCGGUAUUCUUACUUCCUACUUUUGGAAAAUAUUACGUUUGUCUAUAAAUCCGUACAAGCACCCUUUCAGCGUUUAUAUCGGUUUCUGUGCAUUCAGGAAGAAAGAAAUACGAGAACCGUACGUUUUUUCUGCAUCAUACAUUCCGCUAAAAUUAGUGGCAACGAAACCUUUAUUCAUUUCGUAGAAUUGGGCUUCGUAUCCAACAAUUAAAAAAACAAAAGUCGGCGUAAGCAAUGCUGCGAGGCCGACGAUAAUAUAUUGCAGUGAAUCUUUCACUGCAUCGCAUGCAGUUCUUUCGGGAAGUCAAUGAAAGAGGUUGUCUCAAAAAAUUAAACUUCGUGCAAAGAGGACCAAAUGAUGAGCGGUGUAUCAAUAAGCAAAGCUACACCACCCUGUCAUCAGAUGUAUCCCGUUUUGUGAUCUCUGAUACAGCAACAGAAAAACUUCAGUUUCGUUGGGUAACUCCAAUGCACUAGGGCUUAAGUUGGAUCAUUGGCUCAAUUUUCUCUUGAAACUAUAAUCUCGACGUUUCGUACCCACGGACGUUUCGUACCCAGACGAUUCGUACCCAAAGUUGAGAUGAUUCGUACCCGCUUGUAAUAAGUAUCAGUUCAAGGAUUUCCUUUAAAAUAUAUUACUGUACUUUUCACAAACAUGCAAAUUCUGUAAGUCACUCUUUCACGUCACUUUUUCUUUAAUUUUGUGUUUGGCGGGGCUUGUGUCACUAACCUUUUCGUAUUCUUCUUAUGCUUUCGCUCUUCAAAUAGUCUUCGAUUAGUCGUCGUUCAGACAUGUAGCAAAUUCGGACGUAAACAAACACAUUUGCUUCAUCCCACAAUCUCCACCUGUCCGUCCUGUCUUGUGGUUAGUUCUGCGGUUUCGAUCCUUUGUUUUAGUGAAAGCCUUAACUUAAACUAUGAAAACACACUGUUUACAACAUAAAGACUUGGUUAUUGCAUGGGUACGAAUCAUCUUAGCGUUGGGUACGAAUCAUCUCAACUUUGGGUACGAAUCGUCUGGGUACGAAACGUCCGUGGGUACGAAACGCCCUGUAAGCUUCUAGCUGUGUGUAGAAUAUUGAUCCGCUGGACAUUUUCUGAAUUCGCCGCGGAUGAACCGUCUUAGCAUGAAUAUCAACAAAUGUGUCCCCCAGAAAACUCUAUACUUAGGAGGAUCAGUGGUGCAAAAAUGACCCCUGACUAAGUAAAUCUCAGGAAAUUAUUAUGUAAGUAUUUAGGCAAGAGCCAUCAUAAGACAGGUUCUAAUAUGGCUCUUGACGAAGGCAGAUAUUAUUCCGAAAGCUGAAGGUGUUUCCCUCGAUCUUACUGACUCUGGAGGCAUACAAAUCAGGGAAAUUUGCCAGUUUCAGUCUAUCUCCAUUCUGUAAAAAUUGUAGCCUGCGUCGCAAACGUAAUGUAUUAUGGCUCUUGACCCCGGUUAGUAACAUCUGCAAAUCAGCGCCGAAAGGCUCCCAACGAAAUCAACAAAAUCGACAAUGGCUUUUUUUUUUCAGGCCAAUCAUAGCGCAUACUCGAAUCCUGGUACACAGGAGAGGGCCCAGAAUAAGGACUAUAGCGCUGUUUCGCAGACAGACUUAACAAGAGUUUAGUUUCGUCCGUGGCGCAGGCUAUAAAUAUUGAUGACGUGUGCUAUGUUUUUCUAGUUUUAACCCAACAUGUGGUUGAAAGUGCUUGUUAUAGCCAGUCUGGCCGGUCAAUUUCUCGUGGGAAGUAUGGCUUGCUCAAGUAUCGUGGCUUAUAGGAAAGGAGCGGCUGUUGUUAAGGAUGUUGUGGACACCAUAAACAGCCUGGGAAUUUUUCCAAAUGAUAAAAAGUUCCUCUGCCGUGUGGCCUGGGUCGAGUCGAGAUACGGAUUGGCACGUGGUACAUACAGGCGUGGUUACUAUGGCGGUAUUUGGCAGGUUAGGAACUAGAAACAAAUAGCCCUUUACAGAACUUGAUCACGUGCCUGGCUAUCACUCAGCGACGGCUAGCUGAAUGGCAAGCCAUAUAUCCGAGCGUUAAUUCCGAUCUCAAAGCUUUGAACUGAAUGCGAUCGGGCAAGCAUUCCUAGUUUGAUUAUUCUAUUGAAUAUUAACAGAAAUGACUGGACUGCGUUUGAAUUAAACUAGGAAGGAGAGGAGGGCUUCACCUGAUUGCACGCCCGCGGGAAGUUACUUGGGUUAAUUUUUGCUUGGUAUAUGUGCCUCUGAAUGCCCUACCCUAUUAUAGGCUAUUCUGUGGCCAAAUAUAGACCCCAUCUCAAUCACUUUUGGGAAAGUGUAAUUUUCGCGAUCCCAACUUAGUAACUUUCUGUUCAUGCAUCUACUUUAUAAAUCCUUUUAACUACGUCAUCUUGAAAUGAAUUAACACAUUGGUUAAACUUAAUGAAGUAAAAAUCUUCCCAUUUCUAAAAUCUCUACCUACCCGAAUUUUCUCAUCCUCCAAAUCUCGAAAAUGUGCGAUCCCAUUCUAGUAACUCUAACGAAAAUGCAACCCCAUUAUAGUCGAUCCAGCCGUGAAAAUGCGACCCCAUCCAGCGGCACAUCCCCAUUAGCCUAUCACUAGGAAGCACCCCCCUGGGAUUGCACUCCACUUUAAUUUCAGUGAUCUGAAUGAUCGCUGGAUCACACUCAAAGCUCUUCGAUAGGAAUGAUCGCCUGGACAGCUUGCCAUCCAGCGAGCCGUCAGCUAAGUUGUAUCCAAGCACGUGACUUCGUCCUGCAAAAGGCCUAUUGAAACAGUCACCAUAGCCUGCGUAGCAAGCGUUUCCUCGCGAGGUUCGCCUAGAAAGCUGGGACAAGAGCAAAAAAAAAUGAAUGACGGGGGAGGGGGAGGGGAACGAAGGAACAACUCGAUUGGAAACGCUUGCUACGCAGGCUACAGUCACCAGGCCUAGAUUACAACUAGAACAAACGUCUGAAGUGGAAUUUCAUUUACCAUUUAUUAGCUCAGUUGGGAGAGCACCGGUCUGACUGGCGAGGGGCCGGAGUCGUAGAUUCAAACCCAGGCCGGACCAACAACCAGGGUCUUUGAAACUGGUGAGAUCAUGCUGGCGGUGAUUUGAGACCUUGUCUCAGUUCAGAUGAUCGCGUCAUUGGGCGGUGACGUUAAGCCGUUGGCCUUAAGUCUCCUUCAUCCUUCUUUUAUCAGUCAAAUCGAAGGGGAUGUAAAAGAACCAAUACUACUGUUCGAAACGAUUACGGGUAGCUUCCCCGGUGGUGUGGUCUUCCUCUCAAGCAUCACGUAUCACGCAUCAGGCAUCACGCAUCAGGCAUCAUUCAUAUCAUGGGCUGUGGGUAGGUUACAGUAAACUCAUAAAUGGACUGAUAGCGACUGCCACAGGCGCCCCUGUAUGCAGAAGUCCGAGCUUACUGUUAAACAUGUUAAUAUAAAAUGUAACGAGGGAGCGUCUUGUUGUCCUCUAAUCAACGACAUUACAUUACAUUAUAUUACAUGAAUAGUUAAUGUAGAGAAUUUUUGGAUGAUUUUUUGAAUGUUUUUAAUGUAUAAAAACUAAGGAAAUGGGGGUAUUUAAAAGUUUGCAAAAUUAGAAAAUAUUGGAUUUGCGGGUUGUUAAAAAUCAAAAUAUGAUGUGGCAGUUCAAUGUACAUAUCACCAGAAUGUCCACUAGAUUGUCCAAACUGUUGUAAGGGUAUUCCCCCCCCCCCCCAAAAAGAAACACAAAGACAGAAUGCCGCCUUAAUUCCCCCUCAUAUUCCACUAUAUGGCAGAACCUCAAAAGCAUUCCAAACUAGAUAGUUGUGCCCGAAAAGGGUACCAUUUUCAUGCUUCAGGGAUAUAAAAAGGGAGGACCGAUUUUUGUUAUGGGUACACUACGGAAAGUAUCUGUCCUUUAGUUCUGUAAAAAGUCCCAUAGUUAACAAAUACAUUAAUUUAUAGUAGCUGAGAAAAAGUCGAGGAGACGUUCUGUUUAUUCAUAUUUUAAAGACAGACGAGUGCAUUUAUAUUGUUAGCUGUUAAAGGGAAUGCAACGUUGUAAUCUAGGUAUGUGAAAGAGGUACGGCUAAUUGUCAACAGAAGGUAAACAAAAGGGGUACCUUUACUUUCAAAAAUGGUAUAUUAAAGAGGGUAAGUAGUUGGACCUCGGGGCAGAGCCUUCCCAUAUAAGAUUUUGUUGAGUAAUUCUCCUCCCCUCCCGACGCCUCGGGCCAUAUUUAAAAGAUGCAGACACUGACUCGUCUUAGGCCGAGAUACAAAAAUCCGGAUUUUUAGAGUCAAACGGGAUUUUUAGAAAAUUUUAGGAUUUUUAGACGAUAGUGUUUAGAAAUUCUACGGUUGUCAUAAUUUUGGCCUCGGUUAUGCCACUGAUGAAAUGUCGAACUUUACAUUACGAAGUGCUUGUUUGAAAAAUUAAUAUAUUAUCGAGACAAACCACUUACAUUGUCUAGUAAAUAAAUUAUCAUUUAGAAUCAGUUUGAAGGUGUUUGCAUUCAAUUUGGCAACAAGACCUGUGGUCAAAUUUCACAGGUCACACGAAUUCCGCAUUGAAUGCAUAUUAUGUGAUUAUGUCGAAAAAACAUUGGGAAAAAUCGAGUUUUUUUAGAAUAAAUUUCGAUAUUUUUAGAAAUAAAAUUGGGAUUUAUAGACACUUUUUUUGAGAAUUUCCGGAUAGAUUUUUUGGCCAUUUUUCUGGAUUUUUUGUAUCUUGGCCUAACCUAACCCGUCCCCAGUCGUCUCUCACAACCUCUCUCUUGUGGCGCGCAAGAUGUGAUGGGAAGGAGGAAAGCGACGGAGAGAGUCAUCCUCUCUUCUCCCUUCCGAUCACCCCCUUCUCCCCCAGUGUGCGUUACGCUCGAAGACGACUGAUGACGAGUCAGAUGCAGGCACGAAUUAUCCUGGUGGUCAGUCUAGACCAAACAGCCCUGUCAGUCUCGUUCAGUAUUGCAAUUGUUUAAUAGGUUGACAGAAUUGGUCAUCUGGAGACAGUCAGAAACGCUCGUUUGAGGAGAUACUGGUCUCAAAUCAAGGCCAAACUCGGAAUAGACUGGACCAAGACCAAGUGGCAAGACUUGGUGAAACCGCUGUAUUCUGGGCUGGCUGCGCGUUUGUAUCUUGUCAGGAUUCCCGCUGAGAUUCCCUCUAACCUGCAAUCGCAAGGCUGGUACUGGAAGAAAUACUACAAUACAGUGGCUGGAAAGGGAACAGUUACGAAAUUUAUUAAUGAUGUGAGACGAGCAAGUGGCUGUUCAGCGUAGAGUGAAAAGGGUCUCUAAACCUUAGAUGAGUCAUGUUUUGUAUUGCUGUUCGCAAGAUUUGUAAAGUUCAAGGUUUUUUU